This is a messenger RNA of Nipponia nippon (crested ibis), 906 nucleotides long. Lineage: Eukaryota; Metazoa; Chordata; Aves; Pelecaniformes; Threskiornithidae. The record is from RefSeq and is a predicted model, not a curated record.
AUGCAGCAGGUCCUGGCACAAGUCUCACUGACUUUUGUUUGCCCCCCACCUAUAGGCUACGCACUGGAGAAGAAAGUAGUCAAAAGCAAAGCAGGAGAAAAAGUCGGCCUGCUUUGUUGUCAUGAAAUUCCCAGCUCAGAAAGCCUACAUAACUACCGGGUCUACUGGCAGAAGAACAUCACAGAGGUUGUGCUUGCCUACGCGGACGGGAACAUGAUCUCCAAGCACAAGCGGUAUGAGAACCGGACAGAGAUGGACACCAGGAACCUCACCCUGUGGAUCUCCCCCGUGGAAAUCCUGGACAAUGGCUCUUACCAGUGUGUGGUUCAGCACCGCAGACGUUCGCAGAACUCAGUUGUGUGUGAUGAGCAUGUCACCCUCUUUGUUACAGCUGACUUCAGUAAGCCGAACAUAACAGCAGAAGUAUCCGCUCAUUCUUGCGAAUCAACUGAGAUGGUGGUAAGCUGUUCUUCUCAUGGAGGUUUCCCCAAACCCAAAAUCUCUGGAGUCCUCAACAACAUGUCCGUGGUGUGGAAUACCAGCUGGGUGUCCAUGUCCAGCCUCAGCCUGUACAACGUCACUGGCAAACUGUGGCUCAACGUGACCAAAGACGUCAGCUUCACUUGCUCUGUUGAAUACAAUGGCUUUGUCAAGUCCACCAGUUUGCUUCUGAAAAAAAAAGAUGAUUGUGUUGUCCCUACUGUGCCUCCAUCUUAUAAUGUCAUUACUGCUUCAAGUAUCAUCAUCAUCAUCUUCAUUUUGGCUAUCACCCUAGCAGCAAGAUACCUCCCAAGGCAUGUCUGUUCUCACUGUUGUAAGCCUCAGGAUUCAGUGGAAGAGGGUGUGAAAGAAUGUAUGAAGCCACCCGUAAGCUCUGAAGUGACAUCUGAAACAUCAUCUGUAUGA